Camellia sinensis is the source of this 3216-nucleotide messenger RNA. The record is from RefSeq and is a predicted model, not a curated record. Lineage: Eukaryota; Viridiplantae; Streptophyta; Magnoliopsida; Ericales; Theaceae.
GCGAGAAAUGACUUGACAAAGAUCCGAAACGAAUACGAUAGAGUAGACGACUCUGUAGACGAUCUGUCCCUGAUGUAGCUGCCUCCCUCGUCUCCACACUGGUUCAAUCCAAACGUUGCACUAUCAACAACAAUGGAGGGUCUGAUUAUAGUUUGCAAUUCGACCCCUCUAUCAGCAACACCUUUCGAACGAGAAACCCCUUUUGAAUUUUCAUCAAAACCCCUCAAACCCAAGAUUUCUUUCAACAAAACCCAUGACCCAGUAGUCUCCAUAAAACUCGAUUCAAGAGUCACAGACGCACAUUUGAACUACCUCUGCAAAAAUGGACGCCUGGAAGAAGCCAUAGCUGCUCUUGACUCCAUUGCCCAACGCGGGUCCAAGGUAAGACCCCACACCUUCGCUCGUUUGAUACAGUCUUGCAUUGAUGCAAAUUCAAUCCAUCUAGGCCGUAAAUUGCAUAAGCAUAUUGGUUUGUUAAGCGAGAUUGACCCAUUUACUGAGACUAAAUUGGUUAGUAUGUAUGCUAAAUGUGGGUCUUUGGACGAUGCCCGUAUGGUGUUUGAUGGAAUGCGCCAAAGAAAUUUGUACACAUGGUCGGCCAUGAUUGGUGCGUGUUCAAGAGAGCGAAGGUGGAGGGAAGUGAUUGGCCUUUUCUUUUCAAUGAUGGAAGAUGGUUUCGUUCCUGAUGAUUUUCUAUUUCCAAAGAUUUUGCAGGCUUGUGGGAAUUGUGGGGAUGUCGAGACAGGGAAGUUGAUACAUUCGAUAGUGAUUCGAUCCGGGUUGAGCUGUGAAAAUCGUGUUAGCAAUUCGAUUUUGGCAGUGUAUGCCAAAUGUGGGAGGUUGACUUCGGCGAGGAGGUUUUUCGAGAAAAUGGAGGGGAAGGAUAAGGUGUCUUGGAAUUCAAUUAUAAGUGGGUAUUGUUUGAAGGGUGAGAUUGAAGAGGCGCGUCAAGUUUUUUAUUUGAUGCGCAAAGAUGGGAUUGAACCAAGUUUGGUAACUUGGAACAUAUUGAUGACCAGUUAUAAUCAGUUGGGGAACUGUGAGCUCGCAAUGGAAGUGAUAAAGGAAAUGAAGAGUUUUGGGAUCACUCCUGAUGUUAUCACUUGGACUUCAAUGAUUGCAGGGUUGGCUCAAAAUAACAGGACAACUCAGGCACUGGAACUUUUUACAGAGAUGCUUUUGGCUGGGGUCGAACCAAAUGGGAUUACACUUACAACUGCAAUCUCAGCAUGUGCACCUCUUAAAGCUCUACGAGAGGGGAUGGAAUUCCACUCUGUUGCAGUUAAGAUGGGAUAUGCUGAAGAUGUACUAGUUGGAAAUUCACUCAUUGACAUGUAUUCCAAGUGUGGGAAACUUGAAGCUGCUCAGGAAGUCUUUGAUACGAUCUUAGAGAAAGAUGUCUACACUUGGAAUUCAAUGAUUGGAGGCUACUGCCAAGCUGGAUACUGUGGGAAAGCCCAUGAUCUAUUCAUGAACAUGCAGGGAUCGAAUGUGGCACCUAAUGUAAUCACGUGGAAUGUGAUGAUCAUGGGAUAUAUGCUAAGUGGAGCUGAGGAUCAAGCCAUGGAUCUUUUUGACAGGAUGGAGAAAGAUGGGAACAUUAAGCGAGAUGCUGCAUCAUGGAACUCUCUUAUCGCCGGAUACUUGCAAAAUGGGCAAAAAAAUAAGGCAUUGGAGAUAUUUCGAAAGAUGCAGUCACUCUUUGUUAGACCAAAUUCAGUUACCAUUUUGAGCCUCUUACCUGCUUGUGAGAAUUUAGUGGCUGCGAAGAAGGUGAAAGAGAUUCAUGGUUGUGUGUUGCGCAGAAAUUUGGAGUCUGAUUUGUCUGUUGCAAACUCUCUAAUAGAUUCUUACGCCAAGUCUGGGAAUAUAAUACAUUCAAGAAACAUAUUUGACAGAAUGUCAACCAAAGAUAUCAUCACCUGGAACACACUGAUUGCUGGUUUUGUUUUGCAUGGUUGUUCACGUGCUGCACUUGACCUAUUUGACCAGAUGAAAAAGGCGGGAUUCAAACCAAACAGAGGUACCUUUGUGUCUAUUAUCUCUGCAUGGGGUCUUGCUGGAAUGGUUGAUGAGGGGAAACGAGUUUUCUCUAGCAUGAUUGAAGACUAUUAUGUUUUGCCGUGUAUGGAACAUUGUCUGGCUAUGGUAAAUCUAUUAGGUCGUUCAGGUAGGCUUGAGGAAGCAAUUGAGUUUGUUGAAAAUAUGCCCAUAGAGCCUGACUUCUCUGUUUGGUCUGCCUUACUAACUGCUGGUAGGUUUCAUGGGAAUAGUAGAUUGGCAGUCUAUGCUGGGGAAAGAUUACUUCAAUUAAAACCAGGGAAUGCCUCCAUUCAGCGGUUUGUCUUACAGACAUAUGCGUUAUGUGGGAUCUCUGAGGAUUCUUUAAAUUUGAGAAUGCCUGGUAAGGGGAAUGAGACUAAAGAAUCUACAGGGUGGAGCUGGAUUGAAGUUAAAAACAUGGUACAUGAUUUUGUUGCAGGUGAUCAGUCUAAACCAAAUUCGGGAAUUCUAUAUUCUUGGAUUAGAAGCAUAGCAGGACAAAUCUGGGGACCUGAUCCUCAUGAUGGGCUUUGCAUUGAGGAAGAAGAGAAGGAAGAGAUUUGUGGGGUCCAUAGUGAAAAACUUGCUAUUGCUUUUGCCCUUAUUGGCUCACCUCAAGCAUCUCAAAGUAUACGGAUUGUGAAAAACCUUAAAAUAUGUGGAGACUGCCAUAGAAUGGCCAAAUUUAUCUCCAAGAUAUAUAGGUGUGAAAUAUAUUUGAGUGACUCUGCGUGCUUGCACCAUUUUAAAGGUGGGCACUGCUCAUGCAGGGAUUACUGGUAGAUGAGGAACACGAGAGUCGUCAGAACUUGUUCAUAGAUUGGUUCUAGAAGAGUAUAUAGUGUCUGGUGUGAGAUGGACUGACAUUCUGUCAAAGCUAACAUGGAUCCUGCUACAAGGGGUGAUGAAUAUAGCUGUGAUUGGCGCACUUUGCUUUCUCUUGUAUAAAAUUUGAUUUAAUUUAUUUGAAACUUUUGUGUAAUAUUCUUCUUCUAUCAAAAUCUUCCAAACUGCUAGGAUUUCUGGUGUUUGAAAUAUCUAUUCAAUUAUGUAUAUCAUAUCAUGAUCCAUUCUUACCUUUCCAAAACAUAUGUACCCAUCCGCACAUUCAUGAUCAAAUUAUUUUGUACUUCAAUACAUAACUGCAUUGUUUGGGGCAUUUGGUUCUGUAAA